AUGACUGAAAUAGUAGAAUUAAGUAAUAUUGAACCUAAAGAUCAAAAACAAGCAAUUAUUGGAGGAACAUGGAAUAGAUAUGGAAAUUCAAUUGAAAUAGUUGCUGGUAUUUCUGAUGAAAAUAAUACUCUAUUAGAUAAUUUAACUAAUUGUUGUGAAUCAUUUGUUUUAGAUAAAUUAUGGCAUUUAAAUCGUAGUAUGUAUAAUAAGUUAGAUACUAUUGAAGAGAAAAUCAAGAAUUUUAAAACAUAUGCCAAGUAUCCUAGUUUAGCAUUAAACUUAUUAUGUAAAGAAAAUUAUAAUGGCAAAGUAAAACCAUACAGGAAACACAUUGAUCCAAAUAAUAAUGGAAUGGAUGUUUUAAUGUUUUUUGGAAAAACAUUUGAAGGAGGAAACCUAAUUGUUUCGUAUCACUACACAAAUAUUGACUUUAGAAUGUUCACACUGCCUAUCCAAUCAGGAGAUUUGGUUUUUUUGAAUUCACGUAUAUAUCAUCACAAAGUAACGAAAGUUACUAGUGGAGUUAGAUGUGGUUUAGUAUUUUUUGCAGGAUUGGAUCAUUUUUCUGUAAGAAAAGCUAAUUAUAAAAAAGUUAAAAAAGAAGAAUAUCAGAAAAAUAUGGAUGAUAAAUUGUUGGCUUUACCAUUUCAACAAAAAGAUAAAGAUUUAAGAAUAGAACGUACAAAAACUGGCAGGAAAGAGAUUAAACAAUUUCACAAAAAUUUACAAAACAACUUACCAAACAAAAAGAGAAAAAAAUAA
Naegleria gruberi is the source of this 762-nucleotide messenger RNA. RefSeq lists its product as uncharacterized. Bases 1 to 762 code for a protein of 253 amino acids. The record is from RefSeq and is a predicted model, not a curated record. NCBI's taxonomy places the organism in Eukaryota, Heterolobosea, Eutetramitea, Acrasida, Naegleriidae. The transcript has a single exon.